GCCGGACAUCCAGCCGGGCGGCCGAGCGGGUCCUGGAGCCGGCCAUGAGGAGGCCCCCCGGCUGAGCCCCGCAGGGUAGCCUCAGGAAUGCUGGGAGGUCACUGAGUCUGAUGGAGAAGAGAAGAAAGAGGAGCCUCCUGGUCCAGAGAUGCCCUUCCGCCAUGGCCAGUGCCCCCGGAGGCCAGGCCCCUGCCCUGCUGGGCCUGGACGGGCUGCUGGUGGUGAAGGUGGAAGAGGAGGAGGAGGCUGCGUGUGACGAGGUGCCCGACCCCGAGUCCUCGAGGCAGCAUUUCCGCCACUUUGGACGUGAUGGGGAGGCUGCGGGGCCCCAGCAGGCCCUGGCCCGGCUCCGGGAGCUCUGUCACUGGUGGCUGAGACCAGACAUCCACACCAAGGAGCAGAUUCUGGAGCUGCUGGUCUUGGAGCAGUUCCUGACCCUGCUGCCCAGGCAGGUGCAGGACCGUGUGAGGGAGGAGCAGCUGACCAGGGCCGAGGAGGUGCUGGGCCUGCUGGAGGGGCUGGACCGCGAGCUGGAAGAAAACGGCCCACAGAUGUCUGAAAUCCUGCCGUGGCCUCAGGAGCGGUUGAAUGGAGACCCUGGUGUGGAGGUGCCCCCAGCCAGAGCUGGGUAUCAGCCUCUGACAGGAUCCUCACCCGUGGCCAGGGCAGACCUAACCUUUGCUGAUGUGACUGUGAGCUUCUCGUGGGAAGAGUGGGGGCACCUGGCACCUGGCCAGAAGGAGCUCUACAGGGACGUGCUGUGGGAGAGCUACGGGCACCUGGGUGCCCUCGGAAUCCCUGUCCCCAAACCAGACCUGAUUGCCUUGAUUGAUGGAGAGGAGGAGGCCAAAGAUGGGCAGCUCUGCUUGGCUGGAGAGGAGAACGUGCCUGGAGGGGCCCAGCCAGGCUGUGGGAAGAGACUCUGUAAGGGGAAUCCUCAAGAGAAAGGGCCCCAACCUAGAGCCCUGCAAGCUGCCCCCUCCCCUCAGGACCAGACAAAGUCACCAAGGCAAGAUGCGAGGAGAAGGGCUUCUGGAGAGGGGCCAGCAAGCCCUUGUGUCCCCCCUGCCCCUCAGAAAGAUCUUGUGGCUGCCACCAUCCCAUCUGUACAGCGCCAGCUCCCCCCCACCAAAGGGGGCAAAGGGAAAGCCCAGCAGAGACCUCUCCCCAAUGAGGGAGGGGCUCCUCGCUGCUUGGAAGAGAAGAGCCCCUGGAAAGACCUCCCCGCUCUGACCAAGGGACCCAAACAGUACAGAUGCAGGGACUGUGGGAAAAGCUUCCACUGCAAAUCCCCACUCGUCCGCCACCAGAGAACGCACACGGGAGAAAAACCGUUUAAAUGUCCCGACUGCGGGAAAGACUUUAGCCAGAGGUCCAACCUGAACAUCCACCAGAGAGUGCACACCGGGGAGAAGCCCUACACCUGUGCUGACUGUGGGAAAGGCUUCAGCCACCAGACCACGCUGCGCAUCCACCGGCGGACCCACAUGAAGGAGAAGCCCUACACAUGUACAGAGUGCGGCAAAGGCUUCAGCCAGACGUCCCACCUGCACGUCCAUCAGCGCGUCCACACGGGCGAAAAGCCCUACAAGUGUCUCGUCUGUGGGAAAGGCUUCAAGCAGAGCUCCAACCUGCAGGUGCAUCAGAAAGUCCACCGGGGAGCAGUGUGCUCUGCUCGCCCAGAGUGAUGCCCAAGAGCGCCAAGGCUCUCUGCCUCAUCCAUCCAUCCAUCCAUUCAUUCAUUCAUUCAUUCAGCAGUCCUUCCUAAAAACCUGCUGACUGUUGAGUUCUGUCAUGUCAUGAAGACAAAGAGAAAUGUACCACAGGCCUUCCUCUGAACAAGAUUAUAGUCUAAGGGUGGAGGGGAGAAAGGGGCGCGGAAAAGAGGCCAUGUGCUUUACCAUAAAGAGUGUUGUAUUUUGGGUUAGAGGACCCAGCUCAGCAGCCUCCUUCCUGGGUCAUCCCUCAACCACAUCAUGCAUUUCUCUGGUCCUCCCUCAGUCUCCUCUACAAAAUGAGGGUGCUGGGCAGGACAACAGUGGGUCCAGGUGGAAGGAAGGAGUCCUGGCUUUGAAGCUGGACGACCCCACCUAGAAUCUCAGUCUGCUGUGUACUUACUUCACUUCUCUGGCCCUCGGGGUCUCUUCUGUAAAAAGUAAGGCCUUGGUCCCAGCUACUGGGUUAAGUGCUCACUGUGCCACAAAAACGGCUUGAAAACUUGGUAAGCAGUCUGGCAGAGAACAGGCCUAGAUCAACAUCUCCCACCACAGAGUGAGAGAAGUUGCAAAUAAAUACACAACCUAGACAUAAAAAAUGGCAAUGGUCAAAUUAGGCACUCAUCCUAUAGAUAUCCUAUAGAUAGGGGAAGAUGUUCACAACCCAAAAUGGACAAUCUUGACAAUAUAGAGAUGCCUUUGUACAAAGAAAGCUUGUGUAAGUUAAAAUCAGACAGGAAGCAGGGAACUGGGGGGAAAUCUCUGCGGCAGUUCCCUCUGAUAAAGGUCUCAUUUCCAAGAAAUAUGAGGAACUUAUUAAAAUUUAUAUUAAAGUAUUUGAACAGGGAGUU
This is a messenger RNA of Vombatus ursinus (common wombat), 2566 nucleotides long. Its product is annotated as zinc finger and SCAN domain-containing protein 22-like. The transcript has 6 exons. The record is from RefSeq and is a predicted model, not a curated record. Bases 111 to 1688 code for a protein of 525 amino acids. Gene Ontology annotation, biological process: regulation of transcription by RNA polymerase II. Lineage: Eukaryota; Metazoa; Chordata; Mammalia; Diprotodontia; Vombatidae. Gene Ontology annotation, molecular function: RNA polymerase II cis-regulatory region sequence-specific DNA binding; DNA-binding transcription factor activity, RNA polymerase II-specific.